ACAGAGUUCCUGGCUUUUUUACGGAGUUAAACACCAAUGAUAAGGAUAUGGAUGACAAAAAGUCAAUUUUAGAAAUAACAUCAAAAUUCGGCUCUGGGACCUCUUCGCAUGGAAUCCCGAGGAUUGCGGCCGCCAAAUCAUGGCACGGACGUAUACUGUGGAGCUUUUUGUUUCUGACUUGUAUGGUCAUAUUUGUGUGGCAGGCAUAUCUACUGGUUAAUGCUUAUUUGGGGUAUGACGUUGCUAUAUCCAUAAAAGUGAGCAAUAUAGAAGGACGUGAAAUCGUUUUCCCGGCAGUGACUGUGUGCAACACGAACCCUGUGCGAAAGUCGCAAAUCAAAGACUCGUCACACUUUAUACUAGCUGACCUGGAGCAAUACUCACAAGGAUUGCAGUAUUACGGACGAUCUGGUUACAUAGUUUUUCAUGAUCUACUUACUUAUAUAUUGAUCAACUUAGAUUGUCGGGAAAGUUUUUCAUGUGGAAGUGGUGAGUGUAUAGCAUAUACUCUACGGUGUGAUGACAAAGUAGAUUGUGCUGAUGGAAGUGACGAAAAGUUUUGUAAUUGUUCUGGAUUUGUGUGUGCAGACGGUGAAUGCAUUAAUGCAUACGCUAAGUGCAACACAGUGUUCGAAUGUGUCGACGAAUCCGACGAGGCUUUCUGCAAUGAUUCAACGACAGUUUACCCGACAUUUUUACCACACGAGUGGGAAACUAACUGGUAUGAAAAAUUCAUUAGCGUCCUACCAGAUAGCAGCAUUGCCCAGAAUGUAUUCGAAGUAUUGUUUCCACAAUCGUACAUUGAUUGGGGCUUCGAACGAAUACAGGGAGAGUUUCCACCUGAUUGGUUUCGUUUCCUAGCGUUUAGUAACACGCCUGAUUUUAGCGACCUCCAAGGCGUCUUAAAGCUUCGCUCUACUGAAAUGUCAACAUUUGGUCACCAGCUACAAGAUUUUAUUCUUCAAUGUUCAUACAAUAAAAAAGAAUGUGAAAUAACAUAUUUCAAGAAGUUUCAACACGACAAAUACGGUAACUGCUACACAUUUAAUAGUGGCAAAGAAAUACUUGUACCCGUGUAUAACGAAAGCGAAGAAGAGGCACCACCUGCUGCAUACACCCCUGUCGAGAUUCCUGUUAAGACUGCUCCACUGCCUGGUGCUGAAAAUGGGCUAAAGUUGACGUUAAAUAUUGAGCAGCACGAGUACAUUAGCAUAUUUGGACAGGACAGUGGCGUUAAGGUCUCAAUUCACCGCCAAAAUGAAACUCCAUUCCCAGAGGAUGACGCCAUCACAAUUUCACCAGGUCGAUCGACGUCAGUCGGCAUUAGAAUGCACGAGUAUAUUAGCAUAUUUGGACAGGACAGUGGCGUUAAGGUCUCAAUUCACCGCCAAAAUGAAACUCCGUUCCCAGAGGAUGACGCCAUCACAAUUUCACCAGGUCGAUCGACAUCAGUCGGCAUUAGAAUGCGACAAUUCACCAGACAAGGAGAGCCCUACGGAAAUUGCACAAAUACACCCACCGCAGAUAUGAAUGCAAUUUUUAAAAACGACUCUGUUUAUACAGUAACGGCAUGUCAGAAGGCUUGCUUACAGCGUGUGUUGACGGAGUACUGCGACUGUGUUGAUACAAUGUUAACAGAAGGCGUCAGUCGUUGCCGCCUAUUAGACAAUGAGCAAGAACGAUGUCGGCAAGUUAUUAACUUUCUUCACAGCCUUCAGUUAACCGAUUGUGAAUGUCGCAUUCCAUGCAGUGAAAUUAAAUAUGAAAAAACAAUCUCACAGUCACUGUGGCCGUCAGAAAGCUACGUGAACACCCUAUUAGAGAGUAUUUACGCUAUUAACCAGUCGCAUAGAAAUCGCCUGUAUGACCUACCUACAGCGCAGCAAAACCUCGUUCGGUUGGAGGUGUAUUACGAGGAUCUGUCGUACACGUCGAUAUCAGAAUCGCCUGCAUAUACCUGGGAGAGCCUGUUUGGCGAUAUCGGUGGUACACUUGGAUUGUAUAUUGGACUAUCGAUGCUUACUGUGGUCGAGUUUUUCGAAUUUGUCAUCGAUCUUGUUGUAUACAUAAUCAAUAAGCUUUGCAAAAGGAACAAAGUAACUGAGUUACGAGGUGGAAUAUGAUCCCAAAUUGUACUUUCAGUGUAAAGUACCUAAAGUAAACGUAUCGAAUUUUUAAAAUAGUUGUUAUAAUUUUUGCUUGGCCGCCUGCCAUGCUGACCAGUCUUGAGCCUGAGUGGCUGUUAUUGAUCAUCAAAUGCCGUACCGAUUUUUAAUUCUUGGACUACAUUAUUGAUCGUUACUAGGUUUCAUUCAUUUUCUCUAUUUCUCCUAUUUCUCACAAUAAUCAGAAACGUCAUAACGAAAAUAUUGAGUAUUAUAUCCCACGCCGCCAGCACUGUGAGAGUAGCCUUUAAUUAGUAUUAUCUAAGUUCGAUUAUAUAACGGUAGAACUGUAAAUAUAUAUGUAUAUAUAUAUAUAUAUAAUAUUAUAUAUAUAUAUUUAAAACAUUGUUGAAAAUCAACAAUAAACAGUUUACAAUGUUUCUUAUUCUUUGCGAAUUGCGUUUGUGCGCAUGUGUCUAUUAUAUAAUGCGGGUCCAACGGCUUAACGUCUCAUCUGAGUGACGAGGUAGUCGGAGCAAUGUGUCUUGCCCAAUGAUACAAACAGUUUGGCCCUAAUACCACCAAGCUACCAGCUUGCCAGUAUUGCUUUUAUUAUUUUAGACAUACCUUUUUAUAUUUGUAUCAUUUGUGUCCAGGACCACUGUUAAUAACAACGUAGUUAGUUUAUUUUCUCUUUGUAGUGUCAAGCUUUCUUCAUUGAAUGUGAUUUUAUCCUGCUUAAAUAAAUUGCAAAAAAAAAUAAAUAAAUAAAAUAAAUAAAUAGUAUAUUUAUAAAAUUUUUCAAACUAUAAUUAGUGCGCAUUAUCAAGUACGCUUAUUCUCUGUCAAAAUGUUACAAUUGGGUCAGCUAUCCCCACCAAUUUCCGUGGAAAUUCAGCAGGAGGAUUUAUCCGAAGUAAAAGAAAGUUAACGAUGAUAAUAUCCAAUCCAUCUUUCCUGUAUUAGUUUUAUUAUAUUAUAUUGUCGACUCAUUUAUACUUUUUUGUAUAUUUUUUUGUUUCUUCUCUUACAAAUCAUUCGGACGAGUCGAGUGGCCGAGCGUUAAGACAGAAGCGCCGCUAACCACAGCCUUAACAUCGGCGCUGGUUCCAGCCGCUCCUCGCCCAGGGUUUGGUUGGUAGAACCAAGUCUUCUCGGAUAAAGACUUAAAAUGGAGGUCCAGUGUACACAUCUGGC
Messenger RNA from Anneissia japonica, 3302 nucleotides. Its product is annotated as degenerin mec-10-like. Gene Ontology annotation, molecular function: protein binding; ligand-gated sodium channel activity. Gene Ontology annotation, cellular component: membrane. The record is from RefSeq and is a predicted model, not a curated record. The transcript is spliced from 15 exons. Lineage: Eukaryota; Metazoa; Echinodermata; Crinoidea; Comatulida; Comatulidae. The coding region runs from base 48 to 2123 and encodes 691 amino acids. Gene Ontology annotation, biological process: sodium ion transmembrane transport.